AGAGCAGAGACAGAGUGGAGGAAGAAUUGGUUGGAGGGGUUUGGGAGAGAGUGGAUUUGGGGUGGUUUUCUUGACAUUGAUAAAAUGGGGUUUCCUUAUUUCUCUCUGGUUGUCGGGGCCUGUGUCUGCGUCAAUGGAUAUCCGAGUUUCACUGAGGAGACCGAGUCGUCUUCUUUUCCACACUUUUUUUCUCCUUCACUUGGAGGGCUGGUUCGAAAACCCACCAAGCAACACUACCGCCGCUGCCUUUCUCUAUGGUUCGUCAUUGAUGAAUUUAUAUGUUGUGGGAGAACAAGACAAUUCAAGAAGGUUGGUACUUGGUACUGCCAAGGAAUGUUUAUACACACCAGGAAUGAGCAGAAAGCCAAGAGCAUGUAUUGAAGAUACUUGGUCAUUCAAGAAUUAUACAGACACCUUAUGAAUCCCUUCAUGGGUCAAUACCCAUAUUUUGGUGCAUCACUUGAGCAGGGAAUUUACAUCCUCCUUUUUUGUCUCCUUGUGCUCCAGCUCAAGAGACACUGACAGGAUUUUUCAAGGCUGAAUAAUGAGUUUCAAUUCUAAUAUUUGGGAGGAAAGGCUUUGUCAGUGGAAGCUGGCAAGGGAGAGACUGCUACGAAGAACUGGAAGCCAAGAAGAGAUACCUGAUCCAUCUGACCUUGGUUCGGUAGAUGAGAUGGAACUUCGACAGCCAGAAAUGGAUAACGAAAGUCGGCAAUUUCUUUCAAGAAAAGUUCCCAUACCUCCCUCAAUGAUCUACCCCUAUAGGGUCUCAGUGAUCUUCCGGCUUGUUAUUUUAGUUUUUUUCCUCCGAUAUCGAUUGACCCAUCCUGUACAUAAUGCAUAUGGGCUUUGGUUAGCUUCAGUGUUCUGUGAAGUUUGGUUUUCCGUAUCUUGGAUUCUAGAUCAGCUUCCCAAGUGGCAACCAGUAAACAGGCAAACAUUCCCUGAACGCCUUUGCAUGAGGUACAACCAACCUGGAAAACCAAGUGGACUAGCUUCUGUUGAUGUCUUUGUCAGUAUUGCUGACCCUCUGAAAGAAUCACCUAUUGUCAUAUCAAACACUAUCCUUUCUAUACUUUCUGUAGACUAUCCAGCUGAAAAAGUUUCAUGCUAUGUUUCUGAUGAGGGGGCAUCUCGAUUAACUCUGGAAACUCUAUCGCUAACCUGUGAUUUUGCAAGAAAAUGGGUGCCCUUUUGCAAGAAAUUCCAAAUUGAGCCUCCAUCUCCUGAGAGUUAUUUCUCACAAAAGGUUGACCAUUUGAAAUACAACCCAUAUCCGACAUUUUCUAAGGAGAGAAGGUUAAUGAAGAGGCAAUAUGAAGAUUUUAAAGCCCAAAUUAAUGGUCUGAUAACCAAGUUCCAAGAUGUACCUUCUGAGGGUUGGACAAUGAAGGAUGGCACUCCAUGGCCUGGAAAUGACAUAAAAAAUCAUCUGGGCAUGAUGCAGAUAAUAAUGGGUCGCGGUGGGCCUCAUGGCAGUGAUACUAGAGCUUUGCCACAAGUAGUUUAUGUGUCUCGGGAAAAACGCCCUGGUUUCCAUCACAACAAUAAGGCGGGUGCCAUGAAUGCCCUGGUCCGAGUGUCAGCUCUUCUUACAAAUGGGACCUACAUUUUGAAUCUGGAUUCUGAUCACUAUAUAAACAACAGCAGAACUUUCCUUGAAGCAAUGUGCUUUUUGAUGGAUCCCAGUAACCAGAAGAUAUGCUUUGUUCAAUUUCCUCAGAGAUUCGAGGGUGUUGAUGCAAAUGAUCGGUAUGGGAGCCACAACACAAUCUUCUAUGAUAUCAACUUGAAGGGUUUUGAUGGAAUACAAGGGCCUUUUUAUCUUGGCACAGGCUGCUUCUUGUACCGGAAAGCUUUAUGUGGUUAUGACCCAUCUUUUGAGCAAAAGAUUCUCAACACAAGAUGGUUGGAUCUUAGAAUGAAGAGGCCAAGUGACAACCAUGGCCAUUAUUUUUCUGAUGCUUCUGAUGAAAGCAGCUCGAGUUUACUCGUUCAGGAACUGAACAGUCUUGAAAGGGAAUUUCCAUCUAGUUUCCAAAGCAUGGAGAUGUGUUUUGGCCAGGCUCCACUUCUUAUUGCAUCAAAUUUUGUUGAUGAUGACAUAUUUUCUUCGUAUGCCACAAUUGAAGAAAUUCUAAGAGCAGCAAUUCAUGUAAUCAGUUGUGAUUAUGAAGACAAGACUGCUUGGGGGAUAGAGGUUGGCUGGAUAUAUGGCUCUCAGACUGGGGAUGUUCUGACUGGUCUGAAGAUGCAUGCUAGAGGAUGGAGAUCUGUAUAUUGUAUGCCAGUUCGUGCCGCCUUUAGAGGAUCAGCACCUAUUAAUCUUUCAGAUCGUCUAACCCAGGUGCUUUUUUGGGCCACUAGCUCUAUUGAAAUUCUUUUCAGUCGGCAUUGUCCAAUCUGGUAUGGAUAUGGUGGUGGGCUUAAGCUGUUGGAGAGAGUUGCUUAUAUAAAUGCCGUCAUAUAUCCCAUUUUUUCCGUUCCCCUGCUGAUUUACUGUGCUUUACCUGCCAUUUGCCAUCUCAGUGGGAAGUCUAUCAUUAGUCCGAUUACUUAUGAGGCAAACAUCUGGUUCAUGCUUGUUGUAUUGUCUAUUUUCGCACAUGGGUUUCUUGAGCUUAGGUGGAGUGGUGUAAGUCUUCAAGAGCGGUGGAGAAAUCAGCAGUUUUGGGUGAUUGCUGGUGUAUCUUCCCAUUUCUUUGCUAUUUUCCAGGGUUUGUUUAAGGUCAUGCUGGGUUUAAAUACAAGGUCAAGCACAUUGAUGAAGACACAUGAUGAGGACAGUGCCAUCGAGUUUUAUAAAUUCAAAUGGACAUCACUUCUGAUCCUGCCAACAACAUUGAUUCUCAUCAACUUGUGGGCUGUUGUUGCAAUGAUCUUUUCAAUAGUUGUCCAUGGCUAUGGGUCUUUUGGCCCACUGUUUGCAAAGCUGUUUUUCUCAUUCUGUGUGAUUGUUCACCUAUACCCAUUCUUGAAGGGAUUAUUAGUUUGGAAGCACAAUAUUCCAACAGUAGUCAUACUAUGGUCUCUAAUUUUGGCAACCCUAUUCUGUCUGCUGUGGGUUCAACUUGAUCCUUUUACCACUAGGUUCCAGGGACCAGAUGCUGAGGCCUGUGGCUAUGAAUGCUGAUUCAAAUGCUUAACUUAGUGUCAGGUUUCACAGCUCAUGGAACACUAAAGCUUCUAACCUGCACUUAGAGGAAGACAGCCACAUUUUUUUACCCCACAAAGAUGGCACGAAGGCUGCCUUGCAAUUUGGGAUAUUUUUCAUUUGUUCUUGUUGUCUGCUCUCUGACACUUGUUUAGCACAUCAAGGCUUUCUGCUCCCCAGACAGGAGCUUCAUUUUCAGGUAUUUCCUGAUGUCUCCUUGGUUAUUUUCCUAGUUUCCUACUGAUGACUCAAAUCUGUACCUGCAUUAAUUUCAGUGCCUGGCAUGUUACUAACACUGUUUACCCCCAAAAAGGCAAGGGAGAAAGAUGUAUUUUGUAUCAGAUAGUCUAGAAAUUGUUUGCCACUUUGUGGAGAGCUCCUUGUAUCUCUGGCUAUCAUACCGCUAUGCUGUAUCUUUAACUUAGUAAGUUACCUAAUAAAAUUACAUGGCUCUAGAGGUGUUAUUCAUUUGUCAA
This is a messenger RNA of Vitis riparia (riverbank grape), 3630 nucleotides long. RefSeq names its product probable cellulose synthase A catalytic subunit 8 [UDP-forming]. Gene Ontology annotation, cellular component: trans-Golgi network; plasma membrane. The transcript has 12 exons. Gene Ontology annotation, biological process: cellulose biosynthetic process; plant-type primary cell wall biogenesis. The record is from RefSeq and is a predicted model, not a curated record. The coding region runs from base 545 to 3133 and encodes 862 amino acids. Gene Ontology annotation, molecular function: cellulose synthase (UDP-forming) activity. Lineage: Eukaryota; Viridiplantae; Streptophyta; Magnoliopsida; Vitales; Vitaceae.